Molecule: messenger RNA, 3434 nt
Organism: Porites evermanni
Lineage: Eukaryota; Metazoa; Cnidaria; Anthozoa; Scleractinia; Poritidae
Source: the annotation of a GenBank genome assembly
AUGUUGACUAGCAGAAGGUAUAUGAACUGUUGGGUGACAACAAGAAGACGAAGGAUGCAAAGAAACAGGCUUCUCAAAUUUCUUCUGGUCGUUUUGGCUCUUAUCGCGUUUCUUCACUUCAUCGUUUUACCAGCAGCCAGUGGAGGAUACAACGAUGAAUGUUUUAUCCCUGACGAAAAACGUCGAAUUUUAAGGACCAUGGUGCAGAAUAUUUCGAAAGUGUUUGACAAAUACGAUGUACAAUACUGGCUUGACUACGGUGUGUUCUUCCUCCAUAAAUAAAUAAAUAAAUAAAUAAAUAAAUAAUAAGUAAAUGAUACAGUCGAACCUUCAUGUGCGACCACAUCUCGUAAGCGACCGCGGUCACUUUUUGGCUAGAAUUUCCCCGGGAAUUUUCCAUUGUUUUGAACCUCUUCUAGGCGACCACCUGAUACAAUGGUCUCACUAUGAGUUCACUGCAUGGACUACGCUACUCAGAGUAUGAGAAGAACUUUUAGAAACACUGACAUGGAUUUACCAACAUAAAAAAGUAGAAAUUAUAUGCAAUACUUUCUCUCCAAAAUGUACAUGUGCCCGCACUUCUCCUCGUAAAAGACUUCUUGCAGUUCGACUCUUGUAAGCGACCGCCUCCUAUAAGAGACCACUAACUCUUCUCGUUUUAGCUAGUCUCCUACGGGAGGCAGGGGCGUGCUCAGCUUUUCGGACUAGUUGUAGCUAGGCCUGGCUGACUUUCAUUUCCACAUACCCUAAAAAUUGCACGCAUGACCAGUACGCACUGACCUCACCAAUUAACACUUUGACCUGGUCUGUAGGUCUAUGGGCUGGCUACGCCCCUGGAAGGUUCGACUGUAAUUCACCAACGUUGUUAUCCUCCUGUGUAUGGGUGGUUUUAACCUGUACUUUCUAUUCAAAUGGGGGAGGGGGAACAGUCCCUUAUUUGGCCUAGACGGGUAUGUGCCGCUGAGCGGGGAAUGGUUUUAAGGGGCUUGGGUCUUAAGAAGGGCUUCAGAUCCCUGAUUUAAAGUUCGCAAUUCAUUUAAAUCCAACUCACUCUACUUUUUAAAUGGGAAGUUUUAUCCUUGCUUCAACACUUCUCCGGAAGUUUAAUUUCUUCGUGUUUACUUGCCAAUUUUUCUUUUCCGAGAGUAAUAUAUCGCCCCAUGUGAGGGAACCCAGGACAGCCUUGCUGCCUUGGAUUCUGGAAUCCACGUCGUGGAUUCCGGAUUCAAGGAACUGGAUUCCGGAUUCUUUGUCAUUAAAAUUCGGACUCUGGAUUCCAAUCAUUAGUGGGAUUCCGGAUUCCUUAAGCUGUAUCCGGAUUCCAAAGCCUAGGAUUCCGAAUUCCACAAGAGCAAUUUCUCGGAUUCUGGGAUUCGGUUCCACAAGCAAAGAUUUUCGGGAUUCCGAUAUCCGCUUUGAAUUCUUUUUUCUCGAAUUUACAUGCAGAAGAAAGCAUGUUAUCUUUUUCAACAAGGAUUCUCUCUUAUUAAUAGAUGCUGUAAUUUGACCCAAUGAAUCAGUGCCUGCUCUCAUUCCUGGGGCUUUUUACACUGAGGGAGGAAGAUACUAGCAACAGAAAGGUCCUAGAAUUACGACAGAUCUCCGUAGCGCCAAUCGUUUUCUGCAUUCAGCUUCAUGUAAUGGGUUGUACUUGUCCCUAGCGCUAGGAUCUUCCUAGUUCUAGGAAGAGAGGUAGGAAGAUGCUAGUAAUCUUGACAAAUCAGACAAAAAUGACGGUAGGUCGUUUACUGGAUAAUGACGGUAAUAAAAGCUGACCGUUUCGUUUUGCGUCACCACGACCUGGUAAUUGGGGUAAUUAUUAACGCCAGUUAAGAGGGUAGAAGGGCCCAAAUUCCCAAAUGGGAACAGGCUCCAUUUGCGGAAAAGGAAAAAAACGAGGUGAAACAGCAGCAAAAAAAUCGCCGAACGAAGCGAGCCGAGUGGUGGACAGCCACUUCGCUAACCGAGUUUUUUUUUUCCACCCUCCCCGAUUUUUCUGUAGAGAGAUUAAGAAUUACGCCAAACGGCAAACGGCAAACGUGAUUUUUACCACGUGACCAAGUUUUUCCCUUUAUUAUCGUUUACUGUUUAUCACUUCAACUAAAAAAAAAAGUAGUUUCACGCUAGUUUUAUACAUAACAAUUGUUCUUAACAGUUUUAAUCUGCUUAAAUUCAAUUCUGAGAAAUUCUCAACUUGAAUCUGACGUUUCCCGUUUAGCAUAAACGUGAAUCUUAAUUUCUCAUUUUCACCUUUUUCCUCCACUACGGAGCCUGGUUCCAAGCUAUUUUGCUUAUUUAGUUCGCUAUCUUAAAUUCCUCAUCUCUUCUUGGGUACCACAAAGACCGAAAUUUCUGCAUGUAAAACCCCCAAAAAGUUGUUUCGCCUUCUAAGUACUUCCUGGUACUGGAAUUUUCUUCUCUCCAUGUAAACAACCCCUUAAAUCACGCCACCUCCCCUUACUCAAGGCUCGACUGAUUUCUGCCGAUUGUUCGGGUCCGCCAGAGGAGAGGAGCGCGUGCUUAUUUCCCGAUCAGCGUCUGGUAAUCGAGCCUACCCUCGUAAUAAAUUAUAAUUUAAUAAUUUAUGAUGAUUUAUGACUAACAAUAGACGACUGUUUAACUGUGACAAUAGACGGAUCGAAACGCACCAAUUACUGAUUACGAGUCUUCAUAGCCAAUAACAUCACGGCUUAACUGACAGACGACCAAUAACAUCGCAACGUAAUUGACCAAUCAGAUCAAUAACCAGAGUAUAAUACCAUCAACUGACGUGAUACAACUCACUUUGACUCUGAAGAUGACUGCCGCACAGGUUGUCGAAACGUCAGUCACUGUCAACAACAACAGUCCUAUUCAGGACUACGUUCACCCGGACGAUCAAACUCAACCAAAUUUUAAUAAUUUAUAUUCGUAAAUAAACUGGGUUUUUUUUCAAUCUUCCAGGGACACUUCUUGGCGCUUAUCGCAUGGGUGACGUUCUUCCCCACGACCAUGACGCGGACAUGUCAUUUCUUGUGACUUCAAACAUUUCUCAAGCCUUUCAGGAAUUGGCCAAGUCCGGGAUCACAGCAGCGGGAAUUAAAGCGAGAUUCAAGGGGGUGAUACUUGACUUUGUGCCAUGGAAACCUAAAUAUCGAACCACCCACGACGGGACGCAAUUAAUGCUGUAUAAGUCAUACCCUUCAUACGUAUUAGAAAAGGAUAACAUCAUGAAUAGAUAUCAUCAUAAGUUAGAAACAUUUCCAUAUUCCUGGGCGUUUCCCGCGGGGAGAAUCAAUUUCCACGGAGUCUCUGCUUCUGUCCCUCACUCACCAGAGAAGUUACUGUCCUUCCGAUAUCCUUAUACCUUUGGCCUUUUUGGAGUGCGAAUGAAAACGCCGUAUAAAUGGAAGUGUUACGUUCCGUGUUGGUUGAGAAAAAGCAAUGGAUGUUAG